GCGGUCGCAGCCGAAUGGAGGAGAGCCGAUUCCGCCUUUGCCUAUACGAUCGAAUGGGUCGAGUUCCACUGCUUCCGUCUCCCUUUCGUCAUUGUCAGGAAAGCUGCCUUCUAUCCCCGGGCCCAAAACACCGACUAACAUCUCAUUCGGGAUCAAGUCACAGUCAACCACGUCGGUGGAUCGCAAGCAUGCAGGUGGGGGAAAACACAAGUCGAAGAAGCACUCUGCCUCGGUCCCUGAGGAAUUGGUCGAAGAAGACACAGAGUUCAAGACAACUACAUUCUUCGACCAUGUUGAUUUUGACAACCUCAAUCCCGAGGAGUUCAUGAGCUUUGGUGCGGUCGGGGACGAGCCUCCUCGUAGCAGCGUAGAUACGCUCGCGACUGGAGCAGAAGCGGGACCGACGGACGAUAUGCCAGGGAGGCUCAGCAUCACGACAGAGAGCAGUGCUGCUCAGGGCAGACCGUCACUCGUGCGGCAGCAGUCUCAGGCUCCGGGCACGGAGUGGGAAGUGCCAGACUCGUGGGCGGUCAUGACCGAAGAGGCGCUGGCGAAGGAGGAAGGUUUGGAAAGCGAAGCAGAGGAAAGUGACGAAGAGGAAGACAGUGGUGAGGCCGGGAUCGAGCCUGUGGAGAAUGAUUUUACCUGGGAUGAACGCGAUGGCAAGAACUGGAUGGAAGAGGUGGAGGACAAGUACGUGCUCCGGGUCUAUCGUCCCAAUGGCUCGUGGCAUGUCGUUUCUUGUCCAUUGACGGCAACCGCAUACGAUAUUCGGCAGUCGAUGGUCACACGUUUUGGACUUGAGAAUGAAGGCAUGAUUGGUCGGUACAGGUUCUUUAUUGUGGAAAAGGGUCGAGAGCGCAUGUUGAUGAAGAAGGAGAAGCCACUGGUCAUUCUCCGUCGCCGCCUCCUCACAGCGGGAUACACAAAGCUCGACAAGCUAAAAGCACAAGGCGGGCGAGAGCUCCAACAUCUCUGCAGCUUCGUGCUGCAGAUGUCGGACCUCCAUGGACUGACCCAGGAGUAUGACGGGAUGUUCGACCAUAUGCAAGGCGAUGUCAAGCUGGAUGAGCUCAAUCUGCAAACGAUCCCGGCACAAUUGCACAAAGUUGCCCCGCACCUUGAACGGCUUUCGCUCAGGCACAACCCCAUCACCGACCUGCCGAAGGACUUCUGCAUGGCCACCACCCACCUGAGAGAACUCAACCUUUCCCGGACAGCUCUCAAACGCCUGCCGGCGGCGAUUUCCUUCUGCACCAGUUUGACCCUUCUCGACGCAUCAUAUAAUCGGAUCACAACUGUCAACAUGAAUUAUGGAGGACUCCAGAAUCUGGUGCACCUGAAAGUUCUCAAGCUGCACGCGAAUCUGUUGACGGACCUUUCCUCAUCGAUCUGCGACCUUCCCGUAGAAGAAUUGCGACUGGACAUGAAUCGCCUCACGCACGUGCCUUCGGUCGUGUGCCGCUUGCAUCUUUUGAAGCAGCUUGUUCUGGCCGACAACGAUAUCAAGAAGCUCCCAGCAGGUAUUGGUGCUCUGACACAAUUGGAGAUGCUCGUCCUGGCGCGAAACGACCUACAAGAACUCCCCAACGAGUUGCGGUACUUGGCCUCUCUGAGGACACUGGAUAUUGCCAGGAACCAGAUCAAGGACAUCUCUGUAAUCUCUGCCCUGCCUGCCUUAUACACACUCGAGGCUGCAUACAACGAUGUCAAUAUCAUACCAGAACGGCUGCCGAAGAAGCUCAAAGUACUCAACCUCCAAGCCAACACGUUCACGCGUUUCAAUCCCAGUCCGAAAUCCUCCACCAAUCGAGGGAUACUUCGUAGGCUCGAUUUGUCUCACACCAAGCUUUCUUCCCUCCAACUGGACUUUGGCGUCUAUCCAGAUCUUGAGGAGUUAAUCCUCGAUGACUCCCGUAUUGGCGAACUGCCACCCACAGUCACAAAGCUCAAAAAGUUGGCGAGGCUAUCAGCAUGCAAUGCCUCUCUCAAGCAUCUACCCGAUACACUGGGAGACAUGGAGCGCCUCUCAAUACUACUGGUUCACAGUAACGAUCUGACAGCUAUUCCCGAAACCAUCUGGAUGUGCUCACACUUGGUGGUAUUCAACGCGAGCUCUAACAAGUUGACUGGAUUCCCAACGUCUCCAAGCGGAGGUGAACCGCCUUUGGUAAAGGUGCUUAAGGAGCUCUAUCUGGCGAAUAACUUUUGCGACGACUCCGUGUUGCUGCCCAUAUCGAUGCUCACCCACCUUCGCAUUCUAAACUUGUCUUAUAAUCCUCUCCGAGGUAUUCCUGACGAAACUUUGAGCCAUCUCACGCAUUUGGAGGCACUGUUCCUGAGCGCAACAGAAUUAAUGGCAGUGCGAGCCGAGGUUCUGCCACCAACAGGCGCCAUAAGACGACUCUAUCUCAACGGCAACUACUUGCAAAGUUUGCCCCUUCAGAUCGUCAAAUAUGAACACAUGCAAGUCCUUGAUGUGGGUAACAACUUAUUGAACUACAACAUCAACAACACUGGGUACGAUUAUCAGUGGAUAUGGAAUCAGAAACUGAAGAUGCUGAAUCUGUCUGGAAACAAGUUGCUCAAAAUCGAUAAACCGCCAUCCAACCGUCACAGACCAGGUAUUAACGCGGCCGAUUUCCGAGUGCUAAGACAGCUCGAAUUACUUGGUCUGAUAGAUGUCACACUUGCUGUAACUUAUCUCCCAGAGGAAUCAGCUCGAUGCCGCAUACGAACAACUGCUUCUUCACUGAAUGGCAUGCGAUAUGACGUGUCAGAUGCGAUUGACGAGGACCUCAUUGGAUCAUUCGACAUGGUUGUGCCGAAAUAUCGUGGCCGUGCUGACGAAUGUCUCUUCGGAAUUUUCACUCGAGAACAGCCUCUGACAUCCGCAAAGCCCGAAGAGAACAGUCUGACGCGAUUUGUCGUCACGCAUUUUCCAGCCGAGUUCGAGAGACAAUUAGAUUCGGUUCAAAGACAUCCGGAACUGGGUGAAGUGGAGGAUGCCAUCAGGCGGACGUUCGUCAGGCUCAACAAGACUUUCUAUGCGAACGUCGUCAAUAUGAAUAGCAUGGACAUUCCGAUCAAAGCGUCUACUCGGUUAGAGAGUGGAGACCCAGUGGUUCAGCACCCAGAGCUUCAGAAUGUGGCUUGCGGUUGCGUCGCAUAUCUUUCGGGGAGGACUCUGUAUAUUGCCCACGUUGGAAAUGUCGAGGCUCUCUUGGGCAGAGUCGGCGAAAGACUCGAUCUGGUAACCCGCGCACAUGUGACCACUGAUACACGCGAAAGGGAACGCAUCAAGACCUCCGAGGCGCGUAUCGCCCCUCAAGGCAUUUUGAGAGGAGAAUCGAGGGUACCUCGCGCCUUUGGCUUCUUCUCCAAGUUCCCAGUGAUUAAUUCGAGCCCCGAUAUAAGAAAAAUACAGUUAUCUCCAGAUCACCAAUUCAUCAUUAUUGGCAACGCCGAAUUUUGGAGUUAUGUCAAGAAGGAUGUCGCGGCCAAGAUCGUCCGUAAUCAUCAUCAACGCUAUGAUGGUAUGUCGGCAGCCCAAGCCCUGCGAGACCUUGCACUCGGUCAUGGCGCUUCGAGCCGUCUGCAAGUGAUGGUGGUUAUGCUGUCUGAUCUAUUCCCCUCCCAUAUGGACAUGGCAAACCUUCGUCGUACUGGUGGAUCAACCAUGACUUUGUUUCCCCGAGACAAGGCGCAGGACGGCGCGCCGACAGGGAAUGUCGUUCUGGUUUUCACCGACGUUCGCAACUCGACCGCACUUUGGGAGCGACUCUCUGAAAGCAUGCAUCAUAGCUUGGAUAUCCAUAACAAGUGCAUGCGUCGAAUGAUCCGGUUAUGCGGUGGUUACGAAGUCAAAACGGAAGGAGAUGCGUUCAUGAUUGCGUUUCCAAGUCUGUUGGGUGCCGUGCGCUGUUGCUUGGAAGUCCAGGUUCAACUUCUCUUGGAGGAUUGGCCUGCAGAUCUUCUUGCAUGCAAGGAUGGGAAGGACGAACUCGAUGAGAAUGGGGAGCUCAUAGAGCGUGGAAUUUCGGUCCGAAUGGGUAUCCACCUGGGCAUCCCUUGGUGGCAUCCCGAUCCAACCACUGGUCGAAUGGAUUACUUCGGGCCGGUCGUUAAUCGAGCAGCGAGAGUAGCCGCUGCCGCCAAAGGUGGUUAUAUCAUGUUGAGUGGUGAUGCUACGGACCGCUUGCAACCCCUUCUGGAGGAUGAUACGAUAACCGCAACGAAUGGAGGCAAGGCUGCGCUUUCGCAGGACGAUCAGCGACAUCUGGAGGUUAUCAAGGAGCUUUUGCCAGUCCUCAUUUCGGUGGGUAAGACAGAUCUCAAAGGGAUCGAACAGCCAGAGUGGCUCACACUCCUUUUCCCGAAACGACUCGUUGGCCGAACACGGCUGGACAAGUCCCAGUCUCCUGAGUCAGGUGUCCCUGGAUCGACGGCGGAUGCUGACCCUCAUGGACCUGGCAUGUCGAGGGAAGGUCUUGUGUCCCUGGCGCUAGUGUGCAGGCGCUUGGAGGCACUGGACUCUGGACAAAUAUUCCGUCUACUGGAUGAGGCAGUCCGCGAUCCAGCAAAGCAAUCAAAUGAGAAGGGUCAGAACGUUAUCUAUGGCCGACAAGAGGAGUUAUUGUCACGGAUUGGGUAUAACGGCAGUGUCCAGGUGGACCAGGUGCUCGAAACACUCAUCAACCGAGUUGAACACUAUAUAUCCCGGCUACGACUGAAAAACGCCUUUGACCGCCCUGAGGUCCGCAAGGUCAUGCUGGAUAGCGGAUUUGCUGCUAGCGAGCUCCUUCACCUUUUUCGGGAUGCGACUGUGUCUUUGCCAGGUGAUGUUAUGCAUUGAUUGAUGCCGCGGCUGAGACUAGAGUGCGCUGUCGCUUCGUACGUAUCUCGUGAUAAACACAUUAGUGGGGCCAUUUGCGGCGACAGGAUCGGCCCCGUAGGCGAACUGCCGAAGUGUCGGAUGUUGCUAGGGGUACUACAGUCC
This is a messenger RNA of Dacryopinax primogenitus, 4999 nucleotides long. RefSeq lists its product as uncharacterized. The record is from RefSeq and is a predicted model, not a curated record. Lineage: Eukaryota; Fungi; Basidiomycota; Dacrymycetes; Dacrymycetales; Dacrymycetaceae. Gene Ontology annotation, biological process: intracellular signal transduction; cyclic nucleotide biosynthetic process. The transcript is spliced from 4 exons. Bases 326 to 4855 code for a protein of 1509 amino acids. Gene Ontology annotation, molecular function: protein binding.